Molecule: messenger RNA, 835 nt
Organism: Hyaloscypha bicolor E
Lineage: Eukaryota; Fungi; Ascomycota; Leotiomycetes; Helotiales; Hyaloscyphaceae
Product: DUF788-domain-containing protein
Exons: 1
Coding region: 243-737 (164 amino acids)
Biological process (GO): vacuolar protein processing
Cellular component (GO): intracellular membrane-bounded organelle
Source: RefSeq, a predicted model, not a curated record
GUCCGACAUCGACUCGACAAUACAGGCACUUUAAAGCCUCAAUCUUCUCCCGAAAAAUUUGUACAAAGUGCAUAGAAUAGGAAAACGAUAAUCUCGUGGCGCUCUAGCGGAGCUCCAUCUGCAUCUCGACACGCCUCUCUCAGCGCACACGACUCAAUCCCGUGUCCUUGAGCUCCCUUGCACCUUCCACAACUCUACAUAACAUCCAUCAAAAGGUCUUGUACAUAUAAAGCGCCGUUGAAAUGGCACAAAAAGCAAAGAAAGGCGUCGCGAAAGCGAACAUCACCACCCUCAACAACCUCCAUAUCAGCACCCUCACCGUCAACGUCUUCUUCAUCAUCUUCAGUCUUCUCUGGAAACGACGCUCCCUUCUCGCCUACUCCCUCUUCUCAAUCCCCUCCUUCAUCGCCGAAUUUGUCCUUGAACGGUCCGGCCGGCCAACAUUCGACCCUACCACCAAAGCUCUCAAAAGCUCCGGAGAGGAUCUCGCUGCGCCGGGAUUGACGGAGUACAUGUUUGAUAUCAUAUGGGUCACUUGGUUCUGUCUGGUCUCGGUGAUGCUCUUUGGGAAUUGGGGGUGGUUGGUUUGGGCUGUUGUUCCGGCUUAUGGGGCGUAUAAGGGAUAUGGGUUCCUGGGCAUGGCGAGGGGAUUGAUGGGCGGGGCACAGAUGGGACAGAUGCCAGAGGAGCAGAGUGUUGCUGCGGGGAAUAGGAAGCAAAGGAGGGCUGCUGCGUAGAGCGUGAUGGUAAAUGAAAUAAAACCAAUGGCUUAUUGCUUCUGGCCAAGAUCUCGGCUCAGCUCCGUCUAUUGGUCUAUUUCGAUACCCGAUACUCU